Thamnophis sirtalis is the source of this 2190-nucleotide messenger RNA. The record is from RefSeq and is a predicted model, not a curated record. Lineage: Eukaryota; Metazoa; Chordata; Lepidosauria; Squamata; Natricidae.
ACGGUGAGGAGUAACCUGAGCCGCGAUAGCAACGUGGUGAAAGAGAGCGUCCUCCACUUGACGGACCAGAUGAAGCGCUAUGAGAACUACUCGGAUAUCAUGCUAGGCCUGAAGAAGGAGCUUUCGAAUCUGGAGCAUCAGCUGCUGCAGAAAGAUGCCUCCGUCACAAGUCCAGAGCACCAGGUGCAGGACACAGCAAGGCACAAGGAGAGCGUUCAGAAAUACGCCGGUCCUCGGAAAAGUCUGGGGGACAAAGAGAUCCCCAAAAUUCCCAGGGAGAAGGCAGAAAAAACGAGGAAGGAAAGUGCCAAGGGCAGGACGGGUCUCCCACCACCCACUUCUAAGUCCAAUUCCUCCAGGGAACGGACUUCCAUCCGGGGCCACCUGUACUACAAAGCGGGGCACCAAGCAGGAGCAGAGGGGGUGGCAAGCAGCCACGAAAACCCUGGGAAAGAAGCUGGACUCAAACCACUGGACCAAGAGACCCUCCCCAGGUCGGAAGAAAGUCCUCCUACCUCUUCCCCUGACAACGCCACCUCCGUGGCCCCCACCACCAGCAUCGGCGCCACGCUCCAAAGUCGACGUGGCCCUCCUCUGCUCUCCAGGAGACGUGGCAACGUUCCCGAGGUCCCUCCCCCACCCAGCCACGCCCACGAGGCCUCGUGCGAGGGGACCCUAAAGUCGGUGGAGCCCCCCGAGAAGCAGCACAGCUACGGUCGUAACGAGGGCGCCUGGAUGAAGGACCCAGCAGCCACCGAUGACCGGAUCUACGUGGCCAACUACUAUUACGGGAACAGCCUACUGGAAUUCCGCAAUUUGGAGAAUUUCAAGCAAGGGCGUUGGAGUAACCUCUACAAGCUCCCCUACAACUGGAUCGGGACCGGCCACGUGGUGUAUCAAGGCUCCUUUUACUACAACCGAGCCUUCACCAGGAACCUCAUCAAAUACGACCUGCGCCAGCGUUUCGUGGCCGCCUGGUCCUUCCUGGAUGACGUGGUCUACGAGGACACCACGCCCUGGAAGUGGCGCGGACACUCCGACAUCGACUUGGCCGUGGACGAGAGCGGGCUGUGGGUGAUCUACCCGGCGAUGGAUUCUGGUUAUUCCCAGCAGGAGAUCAUCGUGGUGAGCAAGCUGGAUCCGGCCGACCUCUCCACGCGGAAGGAGGCCACGUGGAAGACCAGCCUCCGACGCCACGCUUAUGGGAACUGCUUCGUGGUCUGCGGCGUGCUUUACGCCGUAGACGAGUGCAACGCCAGGGAGAGCCACGUGUCCUACGCUUACGACACCCACACCGCCACCGAAGUCCAUCCCGAGCUGCCCUUCCGCAAUGAAUUUGCCUUCACCACCCAAAUUGACUACAACCCCAAGGAGAAAGUCCUUUACGGCUGGGAUAACGGCCACCAAGUGACCUACAAACUACAAUUUGUGGCUUGAGGAUGGGAAGCCCCGAAAUGCCAUGGGUGGGUCCCUGGAGGGGAUUGUUUGUGGGUGCAGGAUGGCCCCGCGAGAGAGAGACUCUGAUGGAACGCAUUUGACGGAAGGGAUGGGGGCCGACGUCUGGCAGGUGACGCAAUCUCUCAGGGACAUUUGGGGUGCCUCCAGCAGCUGGCAGAGUUGGGGGGGGGCGACAGCAAUUAGAAAGCUGCCAUUUGUCGCAGGCUUCCUUCUUGUGACGUUUCUCGCAAAGAGGGUACCCCCUUAAAAUAAUAUGCAUUUUAUCAGAGUGCGCUCAGUGGUACUAGUUGAGACAACCCAGGAGCAAUCGCAUCAAACAGAGAAUAAAUAGUGGUUUAUCUAUACAAAAGAAUAUACAUACACAUACUAGGCAAAGGCCAAACAAUCAGCAGCUACAGCAAGAAAGAUCACACGGAGAGAGAGAUACACCCUAACAGGUCCUCUCUUAUAAUACAGGCUCUUAAUGUGGUAACAGUCAACUAACCUUGCUGAUUCAUUACUACCAUUGCAUAAUCAUUACAGCAUUACAGAAGCUGGCCAGCUAUUAAAUCAUCAUUAGCCUGACACAUUUUUUGCAAUCUAAGCAAUUUUUCUGCAACGUUUACACAGUGAGGUUUAAGCCUUUGACUGAGUGGGAAGGUUCAGGCAUCGAGCUAAGUUCGAAGAGUCGUUUUCUUUUGACAGAGAGAGUUGUAACUAUCAUCGCAGGAGUCCUUGAGUUACGGCCAUCAU